GUCACACCCCUCUUGUCUGCAUAAUGUUGAGUGGUGUGUUUACUGUAAGCCUGAUGACCUCUACAUGUAAUUAUUUAACCUUUGUUUUCUUCAAACAUUUCUGUCAGUAAUGAAAGCUUUUUUCUCCUUUAUAUAAAACAGCAAUAUUUAUAGUUUUAAACUUACACAUUUGAGUUGAGAACAGGAUGUCAUACAGUUUUAGAGACCAUAGAUGUUUAAUUUGCAUUGAUAAUUUUAAUGGUCAGUGUUAUGAGUGAACACGGGGCAAUUUAGUCAGUAUUGUGUACCCAGAUUGAUCUGUUGUAAAGAGCACCUUAAAAAAUUUUCACCACUAAUCUCCUCUGCUUUUCCGAAAUUGGUAAGUAGUUUCGAUUUAUCUAAACGUCAACAAAAAACAACAUUAUGCAAUGCUACUCUGCCAAAUUUUCAGAGUCUCCUUUAGCUCUGAGUGUCAGUUAAUAGAGCUCUGGUUAUUUUACAGAAAUGCUCAUAGGAUUGGACAGGAGCUUGAAGGCUAACAGCAAGGAACUGUGCACUCUGGGAACUCAGAUGUAGAUUUUUUUUCUAUUCACUCUUUGCUUUUCAUAUUUGUAUACUGCAGUAUUUUUUCUAUUAACGCUGACGUAGUGUAGACCUUUAACAAACUUCAGAUGAUUCAUGACUAUUUGCUUGUAAAAAUUGUUUUAUGGUUUUCCUAGUUGUGUUGAUAGUUUGAUUUUCCUACAACUCUAAAAAAUGUUAAUUUCUCGAAAUUUGCAGCUUCCCAAACUCCAUAUUGGUGGUAAAGAAUUGACCAGGAAAAAUAAAGAAAUCUGUUAACAGGCCAUGGAUGCACGAGUGGUGAAGGAUAUGACAACAGGGAAAUCAAAGGGGUAUGGAUUUGUGUCCUUCUAUAACAAACUGGAUGCUGAGAAUGCCAUAGUACACAUGGGUGGUCAGUGGCUUGGAGGACGACAAAUCCGGACUAACUGGGCAACUCGCAAACCACCCGCUCCAAAGAGUGUGCAAGACAAUAGUGCCAAGCAGCUGAGAUUUGAUGAGGUGGUGAACCAGUCGAGUCCUCAGAACUGCACAGUUUACUGCGGUGGCAUUCAGUCAGGACUCUCAGAACACCUCAUGCGACAGACCUUUUCUCCUUUUGGCCAGAUAAUGGAGAUCAGAGUGUUUCCAGAGAAGGGUUAUUCUUUUAUCAGAUUCUCCUCACAUGAAAGUGCUGCUCAUGCCAUCGUCUCCGUGAAUGGUACCACCAUUGAAGGACAUGUGGUGAAGUGCUACUGGGGCAAAGAAUCACCUGACAUGGCCAAAAAUGUCCAGCCGAUGGAGUAUGGUCAGUGGGGACAAUGGAAUCAAAUGUAUGGCAAUCCACAACAGUAUGGUCAGUACAUGACGAAUGGCUGGCAAGUACCAUCCUAUGGAAUGUACGGCCAAACAUGGAAUCAGCAAGGAUUUGGAGUAGAACAAUCACAGUCCCCUGCCUGGGUGGGAGGUUUUGGGACGCAAACCUCUCAGGCUCAGCCCGGCGCAGUGAUGAACCAGGCUAACUUUGGCAUGGCCGGAUACCAGACACAGUGAUCUGACCGUCCCUCCCCAUAACGGCCGCUUCUCACUUCUGUACAUCUUGCUCUCACAGGGAGAGACUCUGAAGACUCCUUACCAUACAGGCUUUUGGAUCCCAAACAGGAAAGCUUUAUUGUUAAGAUGCAAAUUUAGAGUAAAGAAGCCAACGAGUCGUGCGCCUUCACUGGAUGUCUCAAUUCAAUCACAAGAUCCUUUCCUGCUUCAGUGGAAUUGGAGAUGAAAUGCAUCUCUUCCCCCACCGUUUUUAUUUUUACUGCAUAUCUCAAGGAAAACUGCUGAUUUUUUUCCAUUGAAUCCCAACUUCAGGAACUUCACAGGUACAUUACAUGAAAAUCCCACAUUGUAAACAGUUUUCCCACUGUGUUUUCUUUUUUCCCCCACUCUUCCUUAUUACUGAUCAUGCAUUUGCUUCAUUACAGUAUGGACUUAGAAUUUUGUACAAAAACACAACAAACAGCGACAAACAAUGCCAUUUAUUCUUCAUUCUGACUUGGCAAAGGCACUUUUUGGGGGUUCACUGGACCCGUGUCUUGUAAAUGUUGACGUGUAAAUGAAUUUCUAUGUGCAGUGGUGUAUAUUUAAUCCACAUUAGCUCCCCGUUCUCCUCGGAUUCUAGAGCUCUUUGAUACUGUGUGUAUAAUGUAUCUUUUUACUCCCAAUUUACAGACAGCGAAAUCUCCCGUUCACUACGGAGAAAGGGUCACGACGGCCAAACCUGUAAAUAUCUUUUGAUAUCUCGGCCUGGAAUAAGGAUUUCAGAAGCAUGCGCUCUCUUUUGUGCAGAACUAAAGCGGCGUCUGUUAGACUAACGUUACAUGUGUGACUGACAUUUACAAGCCUUAAUUUUCGCUCGGUCACACACAGAUUUCAGCUGAACACUUUGAGACCCUCAUAGAGAGCUGUACGAUUUAUUUUAGAUCCUACUGUACAUUUGUCCCUUUGCUGGUUUUAAAAAUAUGCGUGCCAUUAUUUUUUUUUUUGAGUAGCCAGAGAAAAGGUUUGGAUUCUUUUUUUGGUUUGGAUUUUUGUUUUCUUCCCUCUGGGAUGUUGAGGAAUUGCAUGUUUCAAACCAUAAUAUUGAGGUUGCUCAAAGCAUUGAAUGUAAAAGGCAGAAAUGUUUGCAUACAACUAGCAUUUUGAGUUUUCUUUUUAGGUCUAAAUGAGACAAUAAAUGAACCAUUGGACAAGAAA
Danio aesculapii is the source of this 2769-nucleotide messenger RNA. RefSeq names its product TIA1 cytotoxic granule-associated RNA binding protein-like 1 (gene tial1). The transcript has 8 exons. Gene Ontology annotation, cellular component: cytosol. The coding region runs from base 826 to 1572 and encodes 248 amino acids. Gene Ontology annotation, molecular function: mRNA binding; DNA binding. The record is from RefSeq and is a predicted model, not a curated record. Lineage: Eukaryota; Metazoa; Chordata; Actinopteri; Cypriniformes; Danionidae.